GGGAAGGUGGGCGACGUACGGUACUGGGUGGAACUGUUUGUACCGCCCCAGUUGCUCAUUCAUUUUCCAUCACCAUCCCCUUUGGUACACAGCAUAGCAGAAGUCGGAAGUAGUAUCAUACUUUCUUUUUAUCCGUCAUUCGAUUGGAUCAUUUCCCAAUUGGAGAAUAGUGAGAAAUGAGUAGUGUCUCCACGAUCGACGAUCUUGCAUGUGAUCCAGAUCUUCAGACAGAUGACUACCUCGCGACGAAAAGCCAUGCUGUGAAUCCGGCCAGUGCCAUCUACUAUCCAUUUGUGGUGUGGGUUAUCGGGGUUUUUCUGUUCUUUCUGCUCAAGAGAUUCCGUUUUCUCUCUGCGAUUCCCUAUGCUGCUGCCAUGUUUCUGCUAGGGACCUUUAUGGGAAUGGGAGCUGAAUUUAAUGCAGCAUCAGACGAUUUGCUUACAGUGAGCAUUCAUCAGUGGGUCCGCAUUGACGGAAAUCUGCUCUUGCUGGUCUUUCUACCCGGGCUUAUCUUUAGAGAUGCGAUUGAAGUGGAUCUGAAUUUGUUCGUCUACUCUUUCUCCCAACUUUUGAUCUUGGCAUUUCCCAUGGUUCUAGUGGGAACCGGUCUCGUGGCGGUUGUGUGCGUCUACACACUCCCUAGCUCCUACAAUUUUUCAUGGUCAUUGGGGGCGACUCUGGGCAGCAUCUUAAGCUCGACGGAUCCGGUUGCAGUUGCAGCUGUCUUGAGUGAAGCAGGCGCCCCUCCUCGGCUAAAAAUGCAUAUCGCUGGCGAGAGCAUGCUAAAUGACGGGGCUGCACUUGUUUUCUACAGCCUCUUUAGUCAAAUCUAUUUGAGCCCGCUUUUGGGGGAAGAACCUAUUGGUUGGGGUGAAGGUAUCAAGUUGUUCUUUCAAGCAUCUCUUGGUGGAGUUGCCAUGGGCAUUGCUUUUGCACUUGGACUUGUCGCAUUACUUUACGAGUUGGAUAGACGGCUGGAUCCUGAAUACAACAGUCUACAAGUUGUGGGAGCUGUAUCUGUGGCAUACAUCAGUUAUUUUGCCGCAGAUAUGGUGCAGAUGAGUGGGGUCCUCUCAUGCUUGUUUUGCGGGAUUGGCGGCGCAUGGCUUGGGAAAGGCCUCAUCAAUGACAUUGAGAUGAUGGAUUCCUAUCUGAAGUUAAUGGAGCACAUGCUCAACAGUCUUCUAUUUGCACUGGGGGGUUCUAUUUGGGGAUCAAUUCUGUUCUCACAAAAGACUACAAAGAUUGGAUCGACCGAUUGGGGACAUUUGGUGGCCUUCUACCUACUGGUCUUGCUCAUUCGGUUCUUCAUUGUGGGCUUGUUCUAUCCCAUCUUGAGCCGUAUUGGUCUAAAAAGCAACUUGAAGGAAGCUAGCUUUCUGGCUUUUGGAGGGCUACGCGGAGCUGUUGGGAUUGCACUGGCAGCAUCACUCUUUCGAUCCGUCGUAACGCAGGAUUGUAGCCCCGAUUCGCGCUUUGAGCAGGACGCCACAAGGUUGGUUUUCUUAUCUGGAGGUAUCUCGCUUGGUACGUUGCUACUGAAUGGCACCGCAGCUGGUUGGGUGAUCAAAAAGCUCGAUUUGGCUCUUCCAGACACGGGUAAAACAAUGCAGGACGUUUUCGAAAAGAGAGAACGAGACUUUGUGGGUCAGGAGUAUGAAAAGUUGAUGCGCCAGGCAAGGUUUUCAGAAGUGGUUGACUUUGACAUUGUAAAGGCACAUGUUCCCAAGCUCACACGACAAUCAACUGCAGGCUCCACUUCCAAUGUUGCGGCCAUGUCAUCGUCGAUCCUUGAACCUCGAGGUUCGGGAACUGCUCGUCAUCACCAAACCAGUAUUGCACUAAUAGCUUUGGGCGCCGACACUCCCAUGGAUGAAAAGGUUGUGCAACUGAGAUUGGUGUUCCUGGAUAUGCUGAAAGAAACGUACGAGCACGCUGUGGAUAGGGGAGAAUUGGUGCAGGAGGGUGGAAACCGGGCUUUGGAUGUAAGCGCUUUUCGUCACAGUGUGGACUUUGCGGAAGCGGACGCCAAGCGUCAUGAGAUGAAUGAUUGGGAGGCUCUUCAAAUGUUCAGCACGGUGCACGAUGAUGCCAAGACAUUCAUUCAACAACGAAUACUGAGGGAGAGCUUUGGCGCGUACUUUGGUGGCAGUGUCACUGCCGGUAACGGCCAGCAAGAACGCCACAAGCACAACCACAUCGAGUACAAGAAGAAACGAGCUCGACUUCUUCGGGCAUUUUGUUUCAUCGAGGCUCACAAACGUGUUCAUAGACGGCUUGAAGUUUAUGUUGAUGCUGUGAUUGAUGAAACCAGCAGCAGAGAGGACGAGGAUGAGCGUGUCGACAAUGAAGCUCUUCAACGUGCGCUUCAAACGGUGUUGGAUGAAAGCAGCGCUGAGGUGGAAAAGGCUGCCUCAGUGGUUGAAGAAGUCACAGACGACCAGCGUCAAAUCAUACUGUCACAUUAUGUCGCGACAAUUAUCCUCAACCGUCUAAUCAACAUGAUUGAAGAAUCGGCGAAAGACGGACUUUUGCAUUACGAUGAAGCGCGGUCCUACAUUUCAAAGAUUGAGAGUGAUUGCUUGCCAAACCACCAUAUACACGGGCACGUAUGCGAAUGUCUAGUUGAGCAUUCGAAGAGAAAGCAUGAGCAGACCCAAAGUCAACCAGACGUAGACACCAAAGAAGCAUAGCCACCUUGACAAUCCUGGUGGUAAAUCCUGGUGGUAAAUGAUUGGGACAGCAGGAAAGAGUUGUUACAGUGACGCGACGGUGGUAAGUGCGACCCUUGGUCUAUCAGCGGGAACAUGGCAAAUGUAGGAAGUUGCAUGUUCGCUCUUCCGCGUAAGCUCCACUCUCAAAGAUGCAGGGGGCUCUAUAUCAGUAGCCCGGUGGAGCCAUGCUGCUAUGAAUGGGCUCCUCGCCCAACUUUGAGGCGAGAUACCAGUACGGACAUGCCACAGCAUCGAGCGAUCGAUUCAUCUUUCCGAUGAAACUCCCUUGGCGCGAUCGCAUCGGGGCAACGUCCAAGUAAGCAUGCUCUGCGGUGUGCUACCUGUACGGGAGUUCAUUAGAACGGAGAUGCCCAAUGAGAUACCCGUAUCGUGGACCGGAACACCAUUAUUGCGGUAAUGGAAGUCGAGUGUGAUCAACUCUCACCGAAACGACCUUGCACAACCGGAGCUACCGGAGCUAGCUAGCUAGAGGGGUACAUGUGGGACCUCGACUUGACUCGUCUGACUCGACUCGACUGUCACUCGACACUCUGGCAUCACAGCCAUCGAGCCAUAAAAGAUUUAACAAAUUUAACAGGAACUACUUCUGGAUAGCGGUACUGCGACUAAAAGAAAAGAUGCGAUGUGACCAAGUUGCCUCCAAACUUGAACAUAAGAUUCUUUUUUUAACAGAAUAGGUGGACGUUAUUAGAUUUGGCCCA
Messenger RNA from Seminavis robusta, 3436 nucleotides. The record is from the annotation of a GenBank genome assembly. NCBI's taxonomy places the organism in Eukaryota, Bacillariophyta, Bacillariophyceae, Naviculales, Naviculaceae.